GGCGUGUGUUAUCACUAAGAAACUAGUACACAUACACACACACACACACACACACACACACACACACACACAUACACACACACUUACACACACCGAUACACACAUUUUUACACAUACGCUGAGGAGUUUCUGCGCUGUUUUAAUCGGAUUUACAGUGACGGAUUUUGGUGAAACUUUAAUCUCGGUUCCUGUCAGGGUUUAAGCUCCACACGGAGUCUCUACAGUGUUAAUACAUCACAUCUAUACUCUGUUCUGCAUCAUGGCUCCCGGUUCAGAGAUCACCUACCUGGACCGUGUCCUUAUGGAGAUCAUGGGAACAGAACACACUUAUGUCCAAGAUCUGCACAGCAUUGUGGAGGGCUAUCUGGCUCACAUUAUAGACACUGCAGACCUCCCCAUCAUCCCUGAACAGGUGUGUGCUCUGUUUGGGAACAUUGAGGACAUCUACGAGUUCAAUAGUGAACUGUUACAGGAGUUGGAGUUGUGUAAAAAUGACCCGGUGGCCAUCGCUAGGUGUUUUGUACUAAAGCGUGAUUAUUUUGAGAUCUACACGCAAUACUGCACCAACUACCCAAAUUCGGUUGCCGCAUUAACAGAAUGUAUGAGAAAUAAAACACUGCUGAAGUUUUUCAUGGACAGACAGGAAGCUCUGAAACACCCACUUCCUCUUGGCUCAUACCUUCUCAAACCUGUACAGAGGAUACUGAAAUAUCAUCUGCUCUUACAGGAGAUAGCAAAGCACUUUGACCCUGAUGAAGAUGGUUAUGAUGUGGUGGAGGAGGCCAUUAGCACCAUGACUGAAGUAGCCUGGUACAUAAACACCAUGAAGAGAAAACAUGAACAUGCUGUUCGUCUUCAGGAAGUGCAGUCGUUACUAAUUAACUGGAGGGGUCCUGACUUAACUACAUAUGGUGAACUUGUUCUGGAGGGAACCUUCCGCUUUCACCACACAAAAAACAACAGAACCCUCUUCCUGUUUGAGCGGGUGUUGCUCAUCACCAAACGACGUGGAGAGAACUUCAUCUACAAAACACACAUCUCUUGUUCGACGCUGAUGCUUAUGGAGGGAGCAAAAGAACCGCUGUGUUUCAGUGUCACACACUACAAGCACCCCAAACAACCCCACAUAGUGCAGGCCAGAACAAUGGAGGAGAAGAAACUUUGGACUCACCACAUUAAACGGCUCAUUUUAGAGAAUCAUCACACCAUCAUUCCACAGAAGGCUAAAGAGGUCAUUUUAGAAAUGGACCCAAUGUAUCAGAAGUGCAAGUUUAACUCUGAGAGGAAAAAGAAAACGCAGUCUGAUGAUUUCACACACACUCGACAAACAGAAUUAUACAAACAGAUGAAAAACAACAAAACGAUGCUUAAGCAUUCAGUCAGUGAAGGAGAACUGCGAGAAAACCGUAUCACACUGAGCUCCACCUCAGGCAAGUCACAGGCUCUGGGUGUGGAGGACAGUCAGCUGUGUCACACUGAGGAUGCUACACCUAGUGAGCUUCAGGAUAAAGAAGAGAAGGGAAGUGAAUCAGAUGAAGUGAUAAUGAAGGAUUUUAGCAACUCCAUGAUUUCCUUUUGGAGUUUCAGAGCUAAAGCCCUGCUGCAGCUCAACAUGGAUAAAGAGUGGCACGGACAUGGAGACCCCCGAGUGUCACAGCUGGAGGAGACACAGAUGUGUGAGGAUCCAAACAGGAACAAGACUUCACAGAGCAGAUCCCAGGUCCAGAACAACAUAGCAGAGCUUGGAUAUGAAAAGGGACUGCAGUCCAUGUCUGAUUGUGAUCUAGCCCAGAUCAGACACCAUGUUUAUCACAUGAGCACUGUGGAGGGAUCUGACCAAUACAAGAUAAAAGAAGAAAUUGUGCUGAAUCAGGAUGGACAGUCUUCUGAAGACGAAGUGGAGGAGGACUGUGCAGAAAGUGAGAAUCACUCCAUCCUUCCACCGUCUGUUCUCGAUAAAGCCGGUGUCAUUGCUGAACAUUUUAUUGCUAACACUCGCCGCAGUAGUGCAGCACCAGAUGAGCUUCGGUCUCCUCACCGAAUUCAGCAGGAAGUAACAUCAAGCAAAAAUGAGGCUGUAAAUUCUGCCCUCCUGUCCCCAAGAGAGGAGAUGGUGUCUGGAUCAGAUCGACAUGUUUGUAGAAGGAGAGAUUCCACUCUGUCUAAACAGGAACAGCUGCUGAUUGAUAAGGUCAGGCACUACUAUGACAAUGCUGAAGAGAAUGAUGCAGGUUUCAGCCUAAAGCGAAGAGAGAGUCUGACAUACAUCCCGAGUGGGUUAGUGCGCACUUCUGUCAGCCACUUUAACAAAAUCCCUCACACUGAACAGAUUAAACCUCCAAACACUGAAACAUCGUUAUUGACUUCAUCAUCUGCAAGUUCUGACAUCAUCACAAAACCUGAUAAACACAGAGAUCUGCUCAGCACAGAGGUCGAUGGCUCUAUGAGUCUCAAAUCAGAAGAGGAAUUUUUCCGUUCAUCAGCUGAAAUGAUUAAGGUUUGGCAGAAAAUGGAGAAAGAGAUCACAAGCUCUCCGAGAGAAAAUAAGUCCAGAGAUAUUUCACGAUUCAGAGAAACGUGUUCACUUUCCCAAAGUUUCAGUACAAACAGAGAAGGUCAAGUUCGAGAGCAACUGAGUACUGCUGAAGAUCUCAGCACUAUUACAGAAGAAUCACCAGUCAAGGGUAAAGAAGAUGAAAAGGACAAGCAGACAAGAGAUGUACGUGUCUUCAGCCUGACAGAGAAGUUCAACCAGCACUCACAGAGCAGAGCGAUGAUUAAUCAGACCAGGAAACAGACCUCAGAGACGACCAUAUAUAAAGAUCAUCCAAUAAAUAUACCGUCGAAAACAGACGAAGAGACCAAAAAAAGCCUCAAAGGAAAACCAAACCUGGCACUGUCACUGACAGCAUGUGUUCAGACAACACAAGACGUACGACCUACGCAUUCAUCCUCCUCCAGUAAUGUGACAGUUUUAUCACCAGAACCUUCACACUUGAAAAGCCCCGUGCCAGUCGAGGGAUUUCCUUGGCCCAAUGUAAGCAAGCUGCGUUCUAUAUACACUUCUCUGGAGUGCGCUUCUCUCACACCAUCCACUUCUGGUGCAAACUCACUCACUCCAGGCUGCAGACUAGACAGCAAAACAUCUCGCAUUCAGCGCUCUGGGUCUCUGGAUCAGAAAUUGGUUGGCUUUGGCUGGACUAAUCUACAGAACAUGAAGGGGAAUAGUGAUUACUGCAUCUCAGCACAGACAACAUUACCCAACAACAGGACCAUUUCUGUGCUGGAGAAAUCCAACACAAACCCCAGCCAGUUACAAAAUGGUGUCCAAAGCAGAUCGGGAACCAGAAUCAAGGAAAAUAAUACUGAUAAACACAGUAAUGCCACACAGCAGGGUGUCGUCAGAAACAUCUGUGAAAAAUUUCUUAAUCUUAGUUAAGUGAACUGUAAACUAUAUAUAUAUAUAUAUAUAUAUAUAUAUAUAUAUAUAUAUAUAUAUAUAUAUAUAUAUAUAUAUAUAUAUUUACUGUAGUGUGCUCUGUGUAGGGAAGAUGAAGAUGUUUGGGAUACGGCCCUCACAAUUACUUACCACACAAUAACAUAAUCUAGAGCAGAGACACAUAAUAAAUGUAUGUAAUACGUGUCACUGCAUGGUCAAGCCUCUGAAACAUCUGCAGAUCAUUUGGUUCGGCUUCACACUGAAACUGUACUGAAUCAAUGGCAAUUUUCUCUUCUAAAAAUUCAUCUUCAGUUCUAUCUGAAAAACUAGUGUGCAGGCUUUCAUUUAAGGAGGCAGACUUCAUAGGUGACUAGAGACCCAGACGAGGUUUUACACAGUCAGGUGCAACUCCUGCUUAAUCCACUGGGCUAAAGUUUGACUAUCCCUUAUUAAAAAGGUCUUUAGUAAUUUGGUGUUGUGGAGGUGGAGAGCAUUGUCUUACACAUCACUCGGUGUUCAGUUGGGCUGAGAUGUGAUUUAUGUCUUUUUUUUUUUUUUAAUCAAACCAAUCAUUGAGCCUUUGUUCCCUGUGGAUGGUAACUGAGUAUUCCUGUAAGAGACUAUCUGCAGAGAAAUGUUUCAAAUGUAAUGAAUGGAAACCAUUAUUUUAACCGUAGGAGUGAUUUGAGAGGAGUAAAUACAUGCGACUGGUCAGUUGUAAACAAAAUUGUGACUUAAGUCUGAUUAGAUUCUCAUUUCUCUUUUUAAUUAUUAAUUUAAUUUUUCAAAAAGUAAAUGCGGACUGAAAUGGAUUAAAAACAUUAACAUUAACCUCUGAUUAAUGUAAUGUACUUACUGUAACAUGAGAGUUAAGAUCUUUUUAGGUUUUUAGUAUAAAAUAUAUAAGGCAUAUUUUUAAAUUUAAAUGUUCAUUUGGUUUUUAUUUAUAUGAUUUUGCAACUUAUUUAACACUAAACUUUAUUAUCCUGUAUAAAAAUCAAUGUAAAUGUGUCGUGGAAUUUUCACCAAACAUCUGAUUGUAAUUUAUAGUAAAGAUUCCUUUACAGCA
Tachysurus fulvidraco (yellow catfish) is the source of this 4508-nucleotide messenger RNA. RefSeq names its product pleckstrin homology domain-containing family G member 3 (gene plekhg3). The record is from RefSeq and is a predicted model, not a curated record. Gene Ontology annotation, molecular function: guanyl-nucleotide exchange factor activity. The transcript is spliced from 19 exons. Bases 260 to 3439 code for a protein of 1059 amino acids. NCBI's taxonomy places the organism in Eukaryota, Metazoa, Chordata, Actinopteri, Siluriformes, Bagridae.